AUGCAAAUUGGAAAAUUUUAAUUAGAUCAUUUGGUUGAAAAAAAAAUGAAUCUAUAUUUAAUAGAGGCAGCUGAUAACAAAUUCUUCAUAAUAUUAUUGAAUCGUGUGAUGAAUUAAAUAAUAUUGUAGUAACCAUUACUAAAGGUUGAUUUGUAAAACAAAUAUUUCUUAGAAGAACUUAAUAUAUUAUUUAAGAACUCUAGAAAGCCAACACUAAUACCUAAAGAUUUCCAUUCAAGAUACCUGAAUCUGAGGGAUUUGAUUCAGAGUUAAUUGAAUUCCAUAAAUAAUUGAAAUAAAUCAGACAUAGACUCAUUAUUAUUUAAUUUUAAUUAAUUGCCUAUAGGGUUAACUAUUCACACAGUAAGUUGAUCAUCCAAAGUAUAACACACUAAUAUUUUAUCAUAGAACAUAUUUGCAGAUUUAUAUACUUUAUAAUUAUUACUAUUAAGAAUACUAAGAAAGAAGAAUAAAAGAGAGAUUUCGCAUUAAUGAGAAUUUUCAGAAGCGAACAUAAAUUGACAUUGAUAGACUUUGA
Paramecium sonneborni is the source of this 538-nucleotide messenger RNA. NCBI's taxonomy places the organism in Eukaryota, Ciliophora, Oligohymenophorea, Peniculida, Parameciidae. The record is from the annotation of a GenBank genome assembly.